AUGGUGACAAACUGGCAAUAGACUGGGCUCAGUUAUAUCUGACACCCCCAGAUCUGUGCAAAAGUGAUAAGAGUUGCACUGAAGACUGAAUUCAAAGCAAAUGCAGAACAAACUUCUGGCAGGUAUGUAAAAAUUGUGAAAGUGAAAAAGGAAGAUCUACCCUGACCAAAGUUUGAAAUGCUGUAUCUUCAAGGUGAAGAUGUGUGGGCACAUGUUAUAGCAGACUGAAAACAAUCUCACUUCAUGGAAAAAAAAAAAAAUACUGUUUUGUUCAAAGAUUGACACUGCCAAUAAGUUCAGGUAUGGUUUAAAAAAAGACUGACUAUAUGGGCAAGAUUAAAAAUUAUAGUAUUUAGUGAAAAAAUUACAAAUAACACAGCGUUUUUCUUUUCGAUAUAGAUGAUUGCUUUGAAAAGUUAAUAUGCUCUCUAGUUUAGUAGUUCUGCCAACUGGAUCUCAUUCCUGAUGCAUGUAAAAAGCCUAGGGUAUCUGAUAUUUGGGCAAAUGUAUCCUUCCCACAAUCUGACAUUUUUAAAGCUGAGAACUAUGAAGAAAUACUCCAAAAGCAGUAUCAGAAAGGACUCAAGGCAGAAUAUAAAAUAACAUUUUUCUU
Loxodonta africana (African savanna elephant) is the source of this 613-nucleotide messenger RNA. Its product is annotated as ATP synthase subunit epsilon-like protein, mitochondrial. Gene Ontology annotation, cellular component: mitochondrial inner membrane. Lineage: Eukaryota; Metazoa; Chordata; Mammalia; Proboscidea; Elephantidae. Gene Ontology annotation, biological process: proton motive force-driven mitochondrial ATP synthesis. The record is from RefSeq and is a predicted model, not a curated record. The transcript has a single exon. Gene Ontology annotation, molecular function: proton-transporting ATP synthase activity, rotational mechanism.